Molecule: messenger RNA, 1771 nt
Organism: Ornithodoros turicata
Lineage: Eukaryota; Metazoa; Arthropoda; Arachnida; Ixodida; Argasidae
Product: histone deacetylase 6-like
Exons: 17
Coding region: 182-1600 (472 amino acids)
Biological process (GO): negative regulation of transcription by RNA polymerase II
Cellular component (GO): histone deacetylase complex
Molecular function (GO): histone deacetylase activity; transcription factor binding
Source: RefSeq, a predicted model, not a curated record
GAAAUAGAGCAAACGCACGGGGUGACAAACGGCGUCCGACCAGAUUCAAUCUUGCUCCUUAUCAGAGCACUCAUAAAUUCGUGUCGUGUGGAACAGCGUCUCGGAGCGAUAACCGCGGACACCGUAUAAGGCAGUUCUGAAACAACCUACAAAACAUCUCAAGCAACCCACAACUUCCUCCAUGGGUACUUACCGGACAUGCUACGUAACCGACGAACGUAUGUUGGAGCACUGGAAUGAUUUGAAGAGAUGGAUGCCCGAAAGACCGGAUCGGCUCCGUGUGGCCCAUCAACUCCUCAAGUCUAAAGGGCUCCUGGACAGGUGUCUCAUUUUGAAGCCACGGUCUGCGAGGGACGAGGAGAUAGGACUUGUUCACACGGAGAAGCACAUUGAGACCAUCCGAGCGAUCGAGAAUAUGUCAUUAGAAGAGAUGACGCGAAUAUAUGAAGCUAUCGUCCCUGGGACAAUCAUUGGUCCGGAGACAAACAAAUGUGCCCGCCUGGCUGCAGGCUGCCUGCUGGAGACCGUCGACGCUGUGAUUACGGGGCUGUGCAGGAACGGGGUAGCGCUGAUCAGGCCUCCGGGACAUCAUUCAGGACCGGAGACAGUGUCCGGCUAUUGCAUCUUCAACAACGCAGCGAUAGCGGCUGAGUAUGCCUUGCGGGAACAUGGACUUAAGAGAGUACUGAUCUUCGACUGGGACGUCCACCACGGCAACGGCACGCAAGAGAUCUUCUACAACGACAACAGGGUGUUAUAUAUUUCCUUGCAUCGAUACUCACUGAAGAUAUUUCCUUUCUCCGAAAUUGCCGAUGCACCUAAUAUCGGGGAAGGACCAGGAAAGGGAUACAACAUCAACAUUCCUUGGCGAAAGCCUGCUAUGAAGGAUGCUGACUACUUGGCAGCCAUGUAUCAACUCCUGCUACCUGUUGCGUCAGAGUUCAACCCGGAACUGGUGAUAAUCUCUGCAGGCUUUGACUCGGCAGUUGGGGAUUUUUUGGGGGACUGUUGCGUGACGCCUUCCUGCUACGGACUGAUGACGUCACUGCUGAGUAACCUAGCGCACGGAAACGUUAUUGUGCAGCUGGAGGGUGGUUACAACGUCGACCAGGUUGCCGAGUGCCUCGCUUCUUGCACUUCUGUUUUGCUGGGUGACGCCUGCGCACCUGUGACGGACCUGACACCGUCGAAAAGUGCAUUGGCGUCCAUCGAGAAGGUAAAGGAAGCGAUUCAACCUUACUGGGCGUGUCUUACUCCAGAAGAUACGCCAAUCAUUGUGGAGCCAACCAACAGAAUCGAAAAGUGGCAGUUGCCCCUACAGAACUGUCCUCAUGCGUGCAGCAGCGUCAGUGCUCUUCCUCCUGAGGGACUGAAAGAUCGGUUAGACAAAGCACAAGGUGCCUUGCAGUGGUUGUGUCUUCACUGCUUCGAGUUACUGUCUGAUGAAAGGGGUGACCACAUGAAGCAAGAAAGACACUUGACCGCCAUCAACAUAAAGGAGAUGACAGUCUGGUGCCAAGGGUGUCAGUGGAUAAUUACGCACGAGGCCUUGGUACCAGCAUUGGCUGAAGUUAGAAGAUGGCAGCUUGGACGUGUUUAAUACAGACCAGGACGUUGCGGGCGACAUUGUCCUUUACUGUCAAGUUGAGCGCUCCACCGUCUGUGCAACACCGGUUCUUUUAACCUUGCCGGUGUUCUUCCUCGUUCGAAUCUUGCUUCUACAACAUGAUUGUUUAUGUAUACCAUACAUUUAUAAACACGCACGAAAGCA